UGUGUUUCUGUCCUUAUAGUGAAUCUUCAGCUUUAAUGUCUGUGGUGAUGUUGCAUCCACUAACCAUCACACAUGGAAUGAAACAGUAGAAACAAAUCAAAUCUUAGUGUAGUAGCAGGAGUCAACAUUACAUACCAUUGCUCUACAGCUGUCAAUCUCACUCAUUGUGAAAUUAAAGCUAAAUAGAGAUAAAUUGCUCCCUUGACAGACCAGGCUGAUAUCAGCCUAACUAUGGACUGGUUCAAGGCAAGCCUGAGCCAACCCUAACUAAAGCAAAAAGGAGCCAAUUAUGCAUUUCGCAUGUUGUGUCAUCAGAUUCGCUCUGUGCGUAAUGGCCAUUAGGUGUGCCUUUAAAAGAAUCACAUGCUGAUUAGCAAAGAAUCCAGCAGGUGCACCACAAAAUGGCAACAAUAAUAGCAAUAACAACUAUUAUUCUACUGUACAAAAUUUUAUUGUGAAGAUUACAUUUCAUAAGAUAAUGAGAUACAGUAAUGUUAGAGUACAACAGAUAAAGAGUAGGUCCAGGCUGCAUACAUCUUUAUAAAGAUACCAUGAAUGUAAAUUACAAUGUACAUGAAUAUUCUGAUAAUGAGAUAUAAUGAAAAACUGUAGAGGAGAAGGUACUUUCCACAUACAUGAUAUAAUAUGUGAGUAGGAGAAUGUGAAUAUUAUUUACACAGUGGAUGUAAAAUCUAAUUUUCUUAAUAAGGGAAAGGUAUUGAUGUAUGUUAAUUAAAGGAGAAACAGACCCAAACAUGACAGACUGCUUUACCUGGGCAUUACCUUUGAUGUAGGGCUGCACGAUAUUGGAAAAAAAAACAACGGAUAUUGCGAUUUUAUUUAUUUUUUUGCAAUAUAUUGCGAUAUUAAAAAAUACAAGAAUUUUCACCAGAUGACUUAAAUUAGGAAAAUUAAGAAAUAGUGGCGGGGCUUUUACUGGCCACAACUGCAGAGGCUACCAGCUUCAUUUGUAUCCCUCCAUUUUCUAAUUAGGCUUUUAUUGUGAAACAUUUGUAGGAACUUGUGGAGGAUUCAGUUACUUGUAUGUUUCUGUUCUGUACGACAUCUACUGCACGUCUGUCCGUCCUGGAAGAGGGAUCCCUCCUCAGUUGCUCUUCCUGAGGUUUCUACCGUUUUUUUCCCUGUUAAACGUUUUUUUUUUUGGUGAGUUUUUCCUUAUCCACUGCGAGGGUCCUAAGGACAGAGGGAUGUCGUAUCCUGUAAAGCCCUGUGAGCAGGCCUGGAAUUUCGUCAUUUUAGGGGCAAGGCCACUUGGCCUUCCGUGUUGUCAAUUUUUUGAGGGCACAAAGGCCAAAAGCCAGGGCAGCAAGGCCAUAAAAUAAAACAAUGAUUUUAAGUCCACGUUCAUAAUGAAUUUAAGGAGUAACGAUGUAUAACUAUCUGUGAAAUGAAUAAAUAAAACAAGCUCAAGUAAUAAUAAUGAGUAUAAUUAAUAAUGUGAUGCAGCAACAGACUAAAAGAGAGCUGUCAAUGCAAAGAAGCAUAAUAAGUGACAUUAACAGUAUCUAACAACACACACUAUCUCUCUACCAGCAUCUCCGUCUUCCCUCUCCUCCACACACACACACACCUCACCUCCUGAUGCUUUCCUUAUAGGUCAGUUACACAGGAUAUAGUUUUAUAGCCUACAGUCCAUGGCAGCAACAGUCAUGCUUACAACAACAAAGUCACUCUUUAAAACCCAAUAAUAUCUCACUGGAAUAUAAAUUUUCCUCCUGACAUCACAAUACUAAGUGAAGAAAGUCACGUUAUCUCAGCAUGAAGACAAACAUCAGUAUCAGUCAUUCAUCCUGCUCUCUGUCCCUCCUCUACUGAGGACAUUCACUGUCUGCAGGUCGCUGCCUCAGGUACAUGUUCAGAUAAAGUGUUAGCCUACAACAGACAACUUUCAUUUUAGUUUGUCUUUAACACUUUGCUGUUAGCACCGCGAACGCGAUGUGCUUGUGUCGACUGCGAUCAUAAAUCAUAAUAGCGGAGAAUGAGAGACUGCGGACAGAGCAGAUUGAAAUAUGGCUUUCUACAUGCUGAUCACAUGUAGCUAUUGAUAAAGUAUUGGCUUGGCUGGCAGAGGUUUUAUUGCACUUACUCACAGUAACAAGUGUAGUUGUCGUUAACUAGAGUCAUCUUGAAGUUAUAUUCCCUUCAUCUGCACCGCGGCCCCACCGCUGCACAAUGAUGAUACAUGAAACAGAAACUUUAAAAAGUAACGCCGAUAAUGGCGGAGCUUACUGUUAUUACGUUGUUUAUUAAACUUGCCUUGGGUUGUUUAAUACCGGGUCUCGGUACCGAUCCCUGCCCGGGCGUUUGUUGAAGUCUCCUGGUUGGCCGGUGAUAGACUGGUGUCAAACUGUCAUUACAGCCCGUCCGAGCGGUUCAUGCCAGGCUCGAAUCAAACCCACCACUGGUGAUGUACGCAUCGUCUCAUUUGAUGUUGCUCAAUAAGACUGUCAUCGUAUUUUUUUUCUCAAUAGACGCAGGUGUCAAAGCCAUGUUGACAGGAAAGAGGCAGAGGAGAAAACCGCAAAAUCAUCUGGGGCACUGCGGGCGGGGCAUCAAGGCCACUGUGGCCUUAGGGCAGAUAUUUUUUUCAGGGGCACAGGGCCAAAUGAGGAGGGCACGAGAGCCGUGGCCCUCGUGAAAUUCCUGCCCUGCCUGUGAGGCAAAUUGUGAUUUGUGAUAUUGGGCUUUAUAAAUAAAAUUGAAAUUGAAAUUGAAAAUUGGAAAUUGAAUUGUAUGUUUGUGUACGGUACUUCAAAUGUAGCUCCUGUCAUCUGCUUGCGCUUUUUAGGUGACUACAACAACAUUUCGGCUGGCACGUGAACAGACACAGUGACUCAAAUAAUAGUAAAAGUAAUAAAAAUAGGACAAGAAUAACCCGAUGACAUCACACACGUCGUGAAAGACGACUGGGGAUAAUUGGUGUGUACCAUCGUGUAGUCUCUCAUGUCUUUGGCCAAGUCAUGGCACGAUUAUAUGACUCCACAAUCGUGUAAUGUGACAUAGUGACUUUCAGAACGGGCAGAAGUCGUGUAGUGUGUACCAGGCCUAAAUCGUCCUUUACUGUUUCUCCCUCUUGCAUGUUGCUCAUUUUCAGUGUGUGACUGCAGCAUGUGCAUGAGAGGGGGAGGGGCUGCUGAGAGAGGGGGAGGCGAGCGGAGCAGAGCAAAGAGCUCUCUUCAGCACUGCUUUUCUGAAGCAAAACAAAAGUUUACAUGUUCUAAAAAGAAAACAUCGCAUGUCCUGCGAUGUGACUAUCGUACAUCGCGAUGACGAUGUUCAAACGAUAUAUCGUGCAGCCCUACUUUGAUGCGUGACUGACAGACAGUAGUCUUCUUUAGAACUUUAGAACUUUAUUUUAUUUUUGUCCCCAGUGGGGCAAUUCAUUUGCAGGAGUGUGGACAUGACAUAUAACAUACAUAUACAUAUACAUAUAAAACAACAAAACACAGAGGCAAGGCACAGAUAUACACAAAUAAUUAAGGCACACUGAGCAUCACUUACUGCUGCUGGUUGCUGCUUGUGCAUGCGCCCUCUACUUCUUAGUGUUGACAGAAUGCUGACCUGCAAUCUGUGAAUUGUUUGACAAUGCAACAACUACUACAAGAGAAACAUUUACGUUUUAUGGUGUUUAAAAAAAAAAAAAGUCAAUAAAUCUGAGCUGCAGUUUAGGGCAGGUAGCAGUAUGGUCACUUUUUUGUAUUUUUGAAUUUUGUAACUGACAUUUAGUGAAGCGUAACUCAGGCACACACUGGCCCUCAUUUAUCCAUCUUGCAUGGAAACGGGUGCAGAUCUGAGCGCAGGAUUCAUCUUACGAUAGGACACACGUGUGAUUUAUGAAACGUUCGUAUCUGACCAAUCCCAGCGUACGAAUGAUCAGGCCUUGAUAAAUGCAGCGGCUGAAAUCGAUCGUCAUUAGCGUGUCACGCCCUUAAAUAUUUGUGGUUCAGAGGCCUCGCUCUUUGAGGUCACAACAUGGAGAGGAGAAACAUUGCAAAGCAGAGACACUUUUCCGAGCUGGAAAUCGACACCCUCACGUCUGAGGUGGAGGUAAAUAAAGAUGGGCUUUUUGGAAGUUUAAAAACUGGCAUUAAAGGAGCCCAUAAAAACGCUGUCUGGAAGAAGAUCACGGAGGCAGUCAACAGUGUCGCCGCUGACAAACGGACUCCAGCUGAGGUCAAGAAAAAGUGGUCAGACUUAAAGCUGGCGACAAAAAAGCGUGUUGCUGCCCUUAGGCGCAGCAGCACGCAGACUGGAGGAGGCCAACCAGACCCCAGCCUGACCCUGACAGGGACCGAGGAAAGAAUCUCCCCACUAAUUGGGUCAGAAUCUAUCUCUGGCAUAAGUGGUGGUGGUGGAGACACAGACGCACUUGCAUCGGAGCCGGAGCAGAAUGAGCCAGGCACCAGUGGCAUGGCAUCCAGGUCUUCUCCCCAGAGUGGUCCCAUCGAGCCAGACCCACCAAGCCAGGCAACCGAGGGCGAGCAUGUGCCCUCCGCCUCCCGUGCUGGGCCAAGACCAGCAAUCAUCACGGCAGAGGUCCUGGAAAGGCAGACACAAAUUAGCCGUUUAUUGGCUUCAGUUGUUAGCACGCUUGAGACAAUUAAUAACACACUAAAAGAAAUGAACGAGAAUCUAAAAAAAAAAAAGACCUGAAUAAAAUGUUUAAAUGAAUAAACGUUGUCCAUUGUCUGUAUUGAAUAUCCCUUUAGCCAAUAGCCCCUAGGCUAUACUUGCAUUACAUUACUGAUUAAAUACUAUAGAGCACUUACACAGCUUUAAGGUAUACUUUACAUUUUAGAAGCGAUGAAUGAGGUCCUGUCUCCUCCGUAUAGUGCCCAGUGGAGGCUGGUUCCCUGGUCAUUGGUUCAUCUGGCUGCGCCGGCACAUCAGACGGCACAGAUUUCUGUUUGUGGAUGUCAAAUUUUAGAGUAUAAUAAUGUAUAGGCCUGUCUAUUAAAUGUAUAGUUAUCAUGUUUAGGCUGUUUAGCCUAUCAUUAUUUUUUUUUUUCCAAAAAAAUCAGUAGGGCCUAUCAGUAAGAACAUAGGCUAUUUUAUGUUAUUUUAUUUUAUUGUUUUAUUCGUUUUGGGAAUCCUUUUUUAAUAUGUAGGCCUACUGAAUAUGUGGCUGCUUGUGCUUAGAUGACAAGUUUAAGCUUUGUUUAAUAAUUAUUUUCAGACUCAGCCAGGUUUUGCUGUACUGCACCGCAAAUCCACAUUGAAUCAAACUUGCGUACACGAGCUGAGACCUGACGUGAGAUUUGAUCGUAGCGUCCGCUCACAUCCAAAUUGAUAAAUGCCGAGCCUUGCGUGGAAAUGGUCGUGCGCACAGUUUUCUGCCAUACGUUCGUUUGAUAAAUGAGGGCCACUGUGUUUUGCCAUUUUUAGGGUUAGUGGGAUGCAUGUGAGGCAUGGGCCACACUGCUCCUCAGAUGUAUUAUUAUUUUACUGUUAUUUGCACAUCAUGUCCUCUCU
Epinephelus moara (kelp grouper) is the source of this 5493-nucleotide messenger RNA. Its product is annotated as t-SNARE domain-containing protein 1-like. The record is from RefSeq and is a predicted model, not a curated record. Lineage: Eukaryota; Metazoa; Chordata; Actinopteri; Perciformes; Serranidae. Bases 3994 to 4674 code for a protein of 226 amino acids. Gene Ontology annotation, cellular component: nucleus. The transcript is spliced from 3 exons.